This is a messenger RNA of Epinephelus lanceolatus (giant grouper), 6920 nucleotides long. RefSeq names its product carbohydrate (N-acetylgalactosamine 4-0) sulfotransferase 8 (gene chst8). The record is from RefSeq and is a predicted model, not a curated record. Gene Ontology annotation, cellular component: membrane. Gene Ontology annotation, molecular function: sulfotransferase activity. Gene Ontology annotation, biological process: carbohydrate biosynthetic process; proteoglycan biosynthetic process. NCBI's taxonomy places the organism in Eukaryota, Metazoa, Chordata, Actinopteri, Perciformes, Serranidae.
CACUUGCAGCGCGCCGUGAUCCCGCCAUUUGGUAAGAAAAGACGGGUUAUAAUAACCAUGAGACACGCGGCUCAUCCAUAUUAGAAGAGUCUUUAAUGAACUCGGACUGUAAAAGACACUCCUCCUGCUCCGGGCUCCCACUGCUCCCGUGCGGAGUCGAUGCGCGGAGAGGAAAUUCAGAGCCCUAUCUUUAUCAGUAUCAGCGUCGCCUUGAAGACAAAGAAGAGCACAGCAAAUGAAGAUAUGCUCCAAUAGCAGGAGAAGCCAGUCUUAAAGUCACUAUUUCUGCAGCCGUGCCCCGCCUGGAGGCAGACAGGCACCGGUCCUAGGAGACUCUUCGGGGAUGCGCAAAGAUGUGAGAGCAAAGAGCGAGAGGCGCUGUGAUUGGCCGCACUCCUUCUAAAAGCAUCAGGCACGGCGAGUCAUGUUUGCUCCAGCCAGAGCAUCAACGAGGUGGCAUCAAACUUGAAGGAGACGUGUUCUCGGUGUGCACAGUCGAUGCGUUCACAACGUCAACCAUUAACUUGCAUCAUUCCCCCAAAGAGGCGGACGCGCUCUCCGUGGUGCUGAAACAGAACAGACUUGGCUGAUCAACUAGUGAAGAAGAGGAGGACGCUCUCACUGAGCUCUCUGAGCUUCGUGCUAUUUGCCAGCUUCAGCAAGAACUUAUUACAUUUCGCGGCUGACUGUAGCGCAUCAUGCUGUGGAUGAAGUGGAAGAUGGUGGUGGACUCCCUGCGAGGACGGAGGAGGAGGCUGCCCUGUUCCCUCUGGUUCCUCCUGCUGUUCGCUGCUGGUGGUUUGGUUCUCUUCAUCCACCAGCGGGAUCUGUCAGAGAUGGUCCAGCAACAAGGCCCAGUUUCAGACACAGCCACAGAGAGUGGAGCAACGGCAGGUUCCUCACCAUCUUCUGAUAAUGUUGCUGAGGACAUAAGACAAGUUUCAGAAACUGCCAAAGAGAGUGAAGAAGUGGCAGGUUCCUCGACAUCGACUGAUAAUGAUACUAAGGACGUGAAAGAAGGCGUGAAGCUUGGAAGCACUCCGCGGCAGUCCAGAGAGACUCUUUCUACGCAGGACAGAGAGAGAGACAAACCUGAAAAUAAUCAGGACGGCCGAGCAGCAGAAGGAAUCCUGUCCAGCCCAAUCCCUCCGAUGCAGUUUCCACACUUUGAGGAGAGUAGACAGACGGCCACCCCUGGGUCUCGGGAGCAGAAUAAACAAACGCCCACCCCUGGGUCUCGGGAGCAGGACAUAACCUCCCUUCAUGUCUCCAAAAGACAACGCAAACUGCUGAAAACAAGUCCCCCAGUCCAUCACCCCCCCAAAAGUGAUUCCUCAUCAUCCUCUACUUCCUCAUCCUCUUCUUCCUCCUCCUCCCCCUCUGCCUCUGGCUCUCUCACCCUUGAUAAAUGGAAAAAGCUAGCCGAUAUUCAAGGAGCACGCCGGCAACUGAUGAAGGAGAUGUGUGCCAAGUACAAAAGCAGCAUCUCGAAAACCAUCACAGCUCAUCAUGUGAGAAACCUCUUUGUGGAGGACAAGUACAAGUUGUUGUACUGCCAGGUGCCCAAAGCAGGCUGUUCCAACUGGAAGAGGACCCUGAUGGUGCUGAGCGGAAAAGCCUCCGAUGCUCAGAGCAUUAAACAUGACACAGUCCACAAUGGCCACCAUCUCAGGGAGCUUAACAGCUACGACCGACAGGGAAUCAUGCACCGUCUGGAGACCUACACCAAAAUCAUAUUUGUCCGAGAGCCCAUGGAGAGAAUGGUGUCAGCUUACCGGGACAAGUUUGAAAAUCCCAACAACUACUACCACUCCCUGUUUGGGAAACCCAUCAUCUCCAGAUACAGGACGAACCCGUCCACAGAAGCCCUGAGGACAGGCAAUGGGGUAACAUUCAAGGAGUUUGUCCAGUACCUGCUGGAUGUCCAUCGGCCUGUGGGAAUGGACAUCCACUGGGAUCAGGCGAACCAGCUCUGCAACCCAUGUCUCAUAAACUAUGACUUCAUUGGCAAGUUUGAGAACAUGGAGGAGGAGUCCAACUUUCUCUUGCGAUUGACUGGGGCGCCACCCAACGUCAAGCUGCCCAGUUUUAAAGACAGGAACCCAUCUGACCAGAGAACUUCUACGGAUAUCACAGAAAAAUACUUUUCACAGGUCACCCCGUUGGAGAGACAGCGAAUCUACGACUUCUACUACACAGACUAUCUGAUGUUUAACUACACCAAGCCUUUUAAAGAUUUAUACUGACUGACUCCUAUCAACUCUUGAUUUACAGUCACAUUCCAUGUCCAUAUAUGAUGAUAAUAAUUUUAACAUAAAGAGGCUAACUCACAGGCUGACGUGGAUCUUUGCAUCUACAGAGACAUCAGAGAGACUAAACUUCCUCUGAAUUUUGCUUUACAUCUACAUCUCUACCAGAUUACCUUCAUUUUCAGACAAUGACUUCAAACUACGAAAUGAAAAGGUUCAUGUGAUUUUAACUACUCUAAAUUGUCCUGAAAUGGAAGUUAUGUAUUCACUACUAGCAUACGGUGAGGUAGAAUAUUCAAAUUAUAAAUGUUUUGCUUCUAAAAAAAAGUUUAUUAUUGUUCAGCAGGCUUUAAAUUAUGCCUUACUGUGAGUCAAAUAGGAUCUGCAAAUAUGUUUUAUGGUUUGUUUCAAUGUAGGCGCCACAUGAGUGCAAUUUAAUAUAGGAUCUAAUCAUAUGCCCAUAGUCAGAACUGAUUUCAGUAUACAGAACAGUAUGUUACUGAGCCACUAUCACCCACUUUUGGAAUAAUGAUACCGCGUUCCUUGGUUGAGCUCAGAUAAAGAUCAAGUAAUGAUCACCACCAUGCACUCCAUGUGUUCAUUUGGAAUCUGUGCAUUAGAAUAUGUAAGGGAUAAUGCCCGAUGAUGUCUCCAUUAUCAGUUCUUAAUGGCGGAUGUGGAGGCGUGAACCAACCGAUGCAUGGCCUCUGCUUAUACCAUGAUCACUUACCAAAGAACUACAAAGUAAGAAUAUUCAUUUAUAUUUUUAUGCUUUUUGCAGUCAAAAUCUUUUUCACAAGCCAUAACUUGUUUCCAUGGUAACACCUAAGGUUUUAACUUAUACAGUACCUGGAACAACCAUUACCACCCCAUAAGGUCCUUAUGCAAGGUUCUUAUUAUCCAUUAAAUAGGACAAACCUUAGAUAUGACUUAUCAAAGGGGGGCCAUUUCUAGUCUGCUCAGCUCAUAGAACCAUUUGGCUCAGCUAUAAGCUAGAAAACUAACGUUACACAAGCAAGUUUCAACCUCAAUGACAUUGAGUACAGUUUGAAAACAGUAAAUAUAAUUUCAAAGUAUGUUUAACAGCAACACCAGUUAGCUAUCCAGCCCCGUCAUUCUCUACAAGUCAAUAUCUAGAUGUUCACGAACAAUACACAGGUGUAACGUUACUGCCGGCUGCAGCCUAAGGUUGCAAUUUGAAUAGCGAAUGGGAUGUGAAAUGAUUGCUUAAAUUCAGAGGGGCAGUAUAGUACAUGCAGUGUGUGUUACAGUCUCAAUCCCGUGGUGUUCAGAGGAUGCAGCACUGAUGGACUACACUCAGUGUUGGAAAUUGAUUGUAAACAGAGGCUAUGACUGCAUCCCUUACUCAUUAGAUACAAGCUAACAUUAUGUAGUCAGUGCAUUAACUCUGUAGUGUCCAUUAUCAAAUUUCAAUACCCUGCAGCUGAUCAAAAUUGAGUAUUCAGACCAUGGUGUAAUAAAUAUUAAAUUUGAAAUAUUUGCAUUUACUAUUUGACUUACAGCAAGUUAGGCGUCAGUAUACCUCUAUGUAUCAGUGCAUACUAAUACAGAUAUUUCAUGUAAGUGGUUUUACUAAACAUAAACCAUAAUGAAAUUAUAAUACUAUAAAUAGUAUGAAUCUUUAAAAUGUGUCAAGUGCUGCCCACUCAGAAGCUGUGUGCACCUAUUGUAGCAUUUUUGUACUUCUAACUUUGUCAGCUAGGUUUUUGCUUUAGUCUAACACAUACAUGUGCUGUAGGUCCCCCCCAUCACUUGAGGUAUUUACUUGGGUGGCUGUUGCUGUUAAAUGCACAACAUUCAAAUAUUUGCUGGGUGUGAAGUGUUGCUGCCAGUAUCUCCUGACGCCUGUUAGUGUUCCAGAUAGGGAUGUCCUGAUCAAGUUUUUUUGCCCCAUCCCAGUCCGAGUCAUUCAAUGUUCAGUCCCGAUCCGAUACCCCUAUUCUCUUCGAUAAUACAGCUGCACAGUGCACGCCAUGCCGUUGUUAGCCGUCAUGAAUGUGUAUAUUUGCAGCGUCUAUACAUCUUUUGUGCGGAUUAUGUUAAUAAAUUAGUAAUUGUUUUUUUUUUAGGGUGGUUUUGCCCGUGGCAUUGUGUAGGGGCAUGGUGAGUGUGGUUGUUUCCAUCUCUCCACACACAGAAAACAUGCUGCACUGUAGAUAACAGAAAAAUGCAAGAGACGCUGACACUGAGCUGCAAUUAAAUGAGGGCUCAUAACUAAGAUAAAUAACAUUAAUGGACAGUUUCAUACAGCAUUUCACCGUUAUUUAUGGUGUGUGGUGUUUUGCGGCAGCUGGAUGCAGAGUGGAAGAGACACAGAUGGCCGUAGCCAUUGCGUCACUGUGAAACCUUUGCCUGUAAAAACACCGGUGUGACAGCUGACGUAAAACGAAGAAUUGGAUCAGGCUCUGUACAGCUCAGUAUAGCCAAACCGGAUCAGUUAAAAAAUGCCAUUAUCGGCCCAGAUACGGAUCUUUGAGACUGGAUCAGGACAUCCCUAGUUCUGGAUUUACUAGUCAUUCAGUUUCUAGGCUUUGUUGACAGAGCUGGCAAGAGAAUGGGUAAAAGUCAACACUGCAAAUAAAAAACAACAGCAAUGUUUCGACUUGGCCUGAUGGCAGUUGAAAAAUGUGUGAUUUGGACAUUUUUAGAGGUUGAGACAAAGACAAGAGUGUUCCCAGUCUCCUCCAUCUUUCACACUAAACACCUCCUGAACAGCUAUCACUUACAGAUCUCACAGCGUCAGUAACUCCAUACCCUCUGUAUGUAUCACAUCUAUUCUGCACCACCAUAUAGGCUUUUUUCUGACACUACUGUGUACAAUUGUAUAAUGGGCAUUCAGAUGACUAUAUAUUUUUCUAUAUAUUUCUAAAAUAUAUAUAUUCAGUGCUUAUGGUGACGGUAUGUUUAUUUUCUUUUCAAUGUCAUUUGUUGUUCUUUCAGUAAUACCAGUGUAGAGUUGUUGUGUAACAGAAGAGUUUCUUUCCAAAAUAAAAUAUCCACCAGCUGAAAACCACAAGUCUAACUCCCAAGAAGCUAACGACUGCAGACAUUUGCGGUGCCAUUUGAAGUGCAGAAGAUAUCUUGCAUUUGAUAUAUGAACUGGUACCACUUGGUGCUUUGAAGGUAGCUGAGGACUUUUUUUUUUAAUGAAAAUGGAUAUAAACACUUUUGGAAAUUAGCUCUUUAAUUACUUAUCUCAGAUCUGUUUCUCUGAAUAUGAUAAUAGACCCUGUACAGAUGAGCUGCAUUCCACCUAGUUACCCAUCCUGGCUAAUAACAUUUUUACCCACAGCAAAUCCAGUGUGUGUGUGUGUGUGUGUGUGUGUGUGUGUGUCUGUGUGUGUCUGUGUCUGUGUCUGUGUGUGUGUUUGUCUGUGUGUGUGUGUGUGUGUGUGUGCGUGCGUGCAUGUAUAUGUGUGUGUGGCUCAGAGAGAGCUGUUAAGAUGUGUUACAGUCUUUUUUCCUUCAACUUUUAGAAACGUGUACACACACACACACACACUGCUAAAAGACACAAAUUGAGGUACAGGUACAGUAUCCUGUGUGUCACAUUAUUAUACUGCUAUAUUCCCAACACACCACCCAGCUGGCACUAAACUAUUACCUGAUGCAGGCCAGAUCACAUUAACAAUGUGCACUAGUGGAAACUGUACCGAGACUAGCAAUUCUUGAACCACAGAACCAUUCACCAGAUAAUCACUGUAAAUCUCCAAGAUUACAUUGACUAAAUGAGAUGUCAGCCAAGGUUUCUCCAAAUGAAAGUUGAGUUUAAAUCUUCUUGGUUUACAGUUUAAGCUUACUGUGCAGUGAGUGCAAUGAAGACGUGACUACAUACGAUAAACAUGACCCCGAAAUAAAAGAUGCAAAUGAAGACAUGUAAGAGUUACAUUUCCACAGAAAUACCUUUAAUAAACGAAGUACAACAAACUAUAAUUUAAUCAAGAUAACAAGUCUGGCUGCCACCCAAAGCGGUAUUUUUUAAUAGGGCACUGUGCAAAGAACUUCAUCUAAUGUGAUAUUGGGAACAACCUAUUGCUAGUUUCCUGUAAAGUAGCAGUCACUAUUCAGCUACAUGCUUUACAGCUCACUGGAAAUGUGUUUUAUGUAACAACAUACUUGAAAGAGAAGUAUUUGCCUAUGAGUAAGGGGAAAUUUAUAUUAUUUAAAUCUAUACACACUAUAACUUUUGAGGACCUUUAAUGAUUUGGUGGUAGUACCCUUUCACGGUGAUGGUAAUUGUAUGAACUUUUGUCAGUAUACUGUGUUGACUUUUGCAAAUCCAAAAAUCUAAUCUUUGUUUAGGUUGUGGUCAGAUUCGAUGUAGGUAUAGCCAAUAUCUGGCCAAACAGCUACUGCAUUAUGAUGAGUAUUACUCCUGCAAAUUCUCUGUCCGUUCCUGCCCCCCACCCCCGCUAAUAAAGUCUUUUUGAUAUGUGGGUGUAUGGACAGAUUUAUCAAAAGCGUAAUUACAAUAACAAGUGAAUGUAUAACUGUUUAUUGUUGGUGCAGAAGUGUAUAAAAUAUGAUCUUAAGCCCUUUGCCUUAUUUUACACUGCCAAUCAAAUGGUGUAUUUCAGGAAGACAUUCUUCAGGAGGUUAUUAUUUCUGGCUGAUGAGUGUCUACUAAUAAACUGUCUUUAGCAUUUUCAA